Microthlaspi erraticum is the source of this 282-nucleotide messenger RNA. NCBI's taxonomy places the organism in Eukaryota, Viridiplantae, Streptophyta, Magnoliopsida, Brassicales, Brassicaceae. The record is from the annotation of a GenBank genome assembly.
AUGCAUGGUCUAAGUCUAUGCAGAGCGAUAGAUUUAACUGUUCUUGAUGGAUACAAUGCGUUGAUGAAAGAAUUGGACAAACUCUUUGAUCUCAAAGGCGAGCUGUGUGCCGGCCAUUUAUGGGAAAUAGUCUAUAUAGACAAUGAAGGAGAUAUGAUGCUAGUCGGGAACGAUCCAUGGCCUGAGUUCUGCAACAUGGUGAAGAAACUAAUCUUAUAUUCAAAAGAGGAGGUUAAGAAAAUGAAGUCAACAAACGAUUCUUCUAAAGGUGAUCAACUUUAA